AUGACCUUCAUCAGCAAACUGGGGCAAUUUUGUGCCUGGUUAUUGUUGAUAUCACUCAUUAUUGGCUCAACUCUCUGUGAAGAGAAUCAACUUGAUCUUAAAAAGCCGGAAACCCCAGAAAAUUCUUCCACAAUUUCAGACUUGAAGCCUGUGUCACUCAGACGCAGAUCCCCACUUCCCCAAGCAACUCAAUGUCCACCUGGUCAAGGACUCAAUAAAAAGAAGAAAUGUGCCAAAUGUGUGCUUUGA
Molecule: messenger RNA, 249 nt
Organism: Puccinia graminis f. sp. tritici CRL 75-36-700-3
Lineage: Eukaryota; Fungi; Basidiomycota; Pucciniomycetes; Pucciniales; Pucciniaceae
Exons: 2
Coding region: 1-249 (82 amino acids)
Source: RefSeq, a predicted model, not a curated record